GGGCACCCUUACAGUUCCAUCCCUCGAGGGGCUCCGUCCACACUGGUCCGUCCUCCUUGUGGUUUUGUGGCCCCGAUGACAAAAGGGUUGGCCAAGAAACUGAAUGGCAGACACGAGGCAAACCCGCAGUCCGGUUAUCGACCCUCGUAGAAGAAAGAGAAAGGGCCAGGCCACAGGGGGACAUCCAGCCUCCCUCGUGAAUGAUCCGGACCCAAUGAACAGGGCGACCCUCUGUCACCCGUCGGGUUGGCCGGACUGGAACAGGGUAACGAUGCUCAGGGCCGGCAGUGGAGGAGGGAGGACGUGGAACCCUUGCCCGUGGUUGGCGGGGCGUACACAGGGGAGCCUUUGGGGAAGGUGAUCUGCCGGCCUGUACAUCAGCAUCUCAGGUGCGCAUGCCGUGACCCCGGCCGCCUUCUAAAUAGGUCCUCUGCCCGCGAGUGUCUGUUGUGACGUCCUCUGUAGUGGCAGAAAGUACGCAGCAGCCUGGGAGUCUCCAGCAGUAAGGGAAGAGUCAGCAGAUGGAGGGACAGCCCACAACGGGAGGCCACACAGGCAGUGCAAAAGAUGACAGAUGACGAUGUCCAGGCAUGGAGGAACAUGCCGGACGUGCCCCGGGUGGAGAAAGCACUGUGCGCCCUGCGGAGAUGUCCGGGACGGAGCUUACUCCUACCUCUGAAUUAGUUUGCCACGGUGGUGGGAGCAGACUCCCACAGACUGGGUGGCUUAAAGAGCAGAAAGGAAUGGUCUCCCGUUUCUGGGAGCUGGAAGUCUGAGCUCUAGGCGUCAGCUAUAUUCACCUCUUCCGAGAGCCGGGGGAGCACAUGUUCCGUCCCUCCCCCGCAGCUUCUGUUGGUUUCCUGGCCAUCUGUGGCCUCCCCUAGCUGGUGGAUCGCUGCCUGCCUCUUCACAUGCCUGUCCCUGAACUUCACCCUUUUACAAGGACACCAGUCAUCCUGGGUGAGGGUCUGCCGAGCUGAGCUCAUUUGAACUCAAAGGGUCUGUAAAGACCUUUUCUUUCUACGGAAGGUUACUGGAAGGUUACGUUCUGAGGGACUGGGGAUUGAGGCUUCGGAUCUGCGAAUUGGGCUGGGCGGGGACGUGAUGCAACCGAUAGAUAAGGACGGAUAAAGGCCCUGAGGGAGGGAUGCUCUGGGCCUGCGCCCCGGAUGGAAGGAAGGCCUUGGUGGCUGCAGGGUGCCGUCUCCGCCCUCCUGCGCGAGCUCGCCAGGGACUCCGUCUGAUGGACAGGUCGUCGUGAGCCCCGGCCCCUUCCUUUGGGCCCGUCAGCUGACCGUGUAGUGGUAGAAGGAAGGAGCCAAGGCUCUCUGCUCCCCCACCAGGCCAGGUGAGGCCCCGGAGCUGUAGGGAGAUGAAGUUCGGCUGCCUCUCCUUCAGGCAGCCUUAUGCGGGUUUUGUCUUAAAUGGGGUCAAGACCGUGGAGACGCGUUGGCGGCCUCUGCUGAGCGGCCACCGGAACCGCACCAUCGCCAUCCACAUUGCCCACAGGGACUGGGAAGACGGGGCUUGGAGGAAGCUGCUGGCCGAGAGGCUUGGCAUGAGCCCCGCUCAGAUUCAGGCCUUGCUUCGGGAAGGGGAGAAGUAUGGCCGCGGAGUGAUAGCAGGGCUUAUUGACGUUGGGGAAACUUUGCUGUGCCCAGAAGACUUAGCUCCGGAGGAGGUCGUGGAACUGGAAAAGCAAGCUGUCCUGAGCAGCCUGAAGCAGAAGUACCUCACUGUGCUUUCGAACCCCAGGUGGUUGCUGGAGCCCAUCCCCAGGAAAGGCGGAAAGGACAUCUUCCAGGGCGGCGGCCUCCAGAAGGCCUUCCUCCGGGGCCUGGGCGCCCUUAGGGCCCCUCUCCUGGGGCUCCCAUGGCCAGGCCAGCUCCCACACAGUCCCAGUUGAGGAGCUCCCGUCUCCCCAUCCAGACAAGGAAGGAGG
Messenger RNA from Mustela lutreola (European mink), 1942 nucleotides. RefSeq names its product protein EOLA1. Bases 1373 to 1906 code for a protein of 177 amino acids. Lineage: Eukaryota; Metazoa; Chordata; Mammalia; Carnivora; Mustelidae. The transcript has 5 exons. The record is from RefSeq and is a predicted model, not a curated record.